GUGCGGUCUGCGCCGGGCGGGGGUUGACGCUCUCUUUCCCUGUCCCUGCAGCAGGGCUGGGCUCGGCCAUGUUCAGCUGGGUGAGCCGCGACGCGCGGCGGCGCAAGGAGCCCGAGCUGUUCCGCACCGUCUCGGAGGGCCUGAAGCAGCUCUACGCCGGGAAGCUGCUGCCGCUGGAGGAGCACUACCGCUUCCACGACUUCCACUCGCCGGCGCUGGAGCCGGCCGACUGGGAGAGCAAGCCCAUGGUGCUGCUGGUGGGCCAGUACAGCACCGGCAAGACCACCUUCAUCCGGCACCUGCUGGAGCAGGACUUCCCCGGCAUGCGCAUCGGGCCCGAGCCCACCACCGACUCCUUCAUCGCCGUCAUGGGCGGGGAGAGCGAGGGCGUCGUCCCGGGCAACGCGCUGGUGGUCGACCCCCGGCGCCCCUUCCGCAAGCUCAACGCCUUCGGCAACGCCUUCCUCAACAGAUUUAUGUGUGCGCAGCUCCCAAAUCCCGUCCUGGACAGCAUCAGCAUCAUUGACACGCCGGGCAUCCUCUCCGGGGAGAAGCAGCGGAUAAGCAGAGGUUACGACUUUGCCGCCGUGCUGGAGUGGUUCGCAGAGCGGGUUGACCGCAUCAUCCUGCUCUUCGACGCCCACAAGCUGGACAUCUCGGACGAGUUUUCAGAGGUGAUCAAAGGCCUGAAGAACCACGAGGACAAGAUCCGGGUGGUGCUGAACAAGGCGGACCAGAUCGAGACGCAGCAGCUGAUGCGGGUCUAUGGGGCGCUGAUGUGGUCUCUGGGCAAGAUCAUCAACACCCCGGAAGUGGUGCGCGUCUACAUAGGAUCCUUCUGGUCGCACCCGCUGCUGAUCCCGGACAACCGUAAACUCUUCGAGGCCGAGGAACAAGAUCUCUUCAAGGACAUCCAGUCACUGCCCCGCAAUGCCGCCCUCCGGAAGCUGAACGACCUCAUCAAGAGGGCCCGGCUGGCGAAGGUCAGUGUUGUGACCCAGCUCCCCAAACACGACAAAGCCUCAGAAGUGAACUCAAAAAGAUUCCUUUAUUAGGAGCACCAGCACCCGCGGCAAAAAGUUUCUCAUCGCCGGCUAACACGUCCGUCCGGUCAGAAGAUGAAUAGUUGUCUGCCACAUCUG
Molecule: messenger RNA, 1142 nt
Organism: Thamnophis sirtalis
Lineage: Eukaryota; Metazoa; Chordata; Lepidosauria; Squamata; Natricidae
Source: RefSeq, a predicted model, not a curated record